UUUGACUGCUCUCUAAAGGAUGCCGCUUCCAUCAGGGCAACAAAUGAACAACUGGAGAGCUGGCUGACUACAGUCGAUAAAUCAGGCCUUCCGGGGAAAUUCAAAGCCUGGUUAUACCAACAUGGCAUCCUACCUAGGAUAUUGUGGCCAUUGUUGGUGUAUGAAUUUCCAAUCUCCACCGUGGAAGGAUUUGAGAGGAGGGUGAGCAAUUACCUGCGACGGUGGUUGAGCUUGCCAAGAAGUCUGAGCAGCAUCGCACUCUACGGCAACAAAAACAAGCUAACGCUACCGAUUAACAGCCUUAGCGAGGAGUUCAUGGUUACCAGAGCAAGGGAGGUGCUUCAGUACAGGGAAUCCAAGGACCCAAGAGUAUCUCAAGCUGGCAUUGAGGUCAGGACUGGCAGAAAGUGGAGGGCACAUGAGGCAGUGGACCAUGCAGAAUCACGGCUGCGCCACAAGGAAAUGGUGGGUUCCGUGGCUAUCAGCCGUGCAGGACUGGGAAGCACUCCAACAACCCAUUACAACAAACUGAAGGGCAAGGAAAGGCGGGACCUAGUCCAAAAAGAAGUGAGGGCUGGGGUCGAGGAGCAGCGUGCAAGCCAGAUGGUGGGAUUGAGGCAACAGGGCGCAUGGACCAGAUGGGAAGAUGCCAUGGAGAGAAAGAUUUCAUGGGCGGAGCUGUGGAGGGCUGAGCCCUAUCGCAUCAAAUUUCUCAUUCAGUCAGUCUAUGACACCCUGCCCAUCCCAUCUAAUCUCUUUUGUUGGGGCAAGGCUGAGACUCCAGCAUGCACCUUGUGCCGGGGAAGAGGAACUCUGGAGCACAUCCUCAGCAGCUGUCCUAAAGCACUUGGGGAUGGUCGCUAUCGCUGGCGCCAUGACCAAGUGCUGAAGGCGAUUGCUGAGUCCAUCACUACUGCCAUCGAUCAGAGCAAGGGUUUACAACCACCAAGGUGCAAGAUUUCAUUCUUAAGAGCAGGAGAACACCCGCCUUCCCGACCAAAAGUUCAGACAGGCCUGCUGGGAACCGCGAAGGACUGGCAGCUAAGGGUGGACCUGGAGAAGCAACUCAGAUUCCCCCGAGACAUUGUGGAGACCAGCCUUAGACCCGACAUGGUUCUACUCUCAGUAACAUCCAAGCAGAUUAUCUUGUUGGAGCUAACAGUGCCCUGGGAGGAGAGGAUGCAGGAAGCCAGUGAAAGGAAGAGGGAGAAAUAUGCGGAGCUGGUAGAGGAGUGUCGGAGACAAGGGUGGCGCGCACAGUGCUUGUCCAUCGAGGUUGGGGGAAGGGGCUUUGCAGGAAAAUCACUGUGCAGGGCCUACAGCCUCCUGGGAAUCACAGGGGCACGCAAGAGAAGAGCCAUCAGUACAGCUUCAGAGGCUGCAGAGAAAGCCUCAUGGCUUUGGAUCAGGAGGGACAAACAGUGGGCGAAUGCUUCUUGGACACAGGCCGGGAACUGA
Messenger RNA from Sander lucioperca (pikeperch), 1458 nucleotides. RefSeq lists its product as uncharacterized. Lineage: Eukaryota; Metazoa; Chordata; Actinopteri; Perciformes; Percidae. The transcript has a single exon. The record is from RefSeq and is a predicted model, not a curated record. The annotation marks the transcript as partial.